This is a messenger RNA of Apodemus sylvaticus (European woodmouse), 1553 nucleotides long. RefSeq names its product neuropeptide Y receptor Y1 (gene Npy1r). The coding region runs from base 138 to 1286 and encodes 382 amino acids. The transcript is spliced from 2 exons. The record is from RefSeq and is a predicted model, not a curated record. Gene Ontology annotation, molecular function: neuropeptide binding; neuropeptide Y receptor activity. Gene Ontology annotation, biological process: G protein-coupled receptor signaling pathway. Gene Ontology annotation, cellular component: plasma membrane; neuron projection. NCBI's taxonomy places the organism in Eukaryota, Metazoa, Chordata, Mammalia, Rodentia, Muridae.
UUCAAUGGACUGAAGAACUGAGAAUUAUUUUGGUGAAUGGAUUCCAAUAUAGGGAAUAAGAGUACGCUGAAGAUUUGACCCGUUUUGAAGAACCAUAACAGUCCAUUUGUCUAAUCGGUAACAACGAAGGAUAAAAAAUGAAUUCAACUCUGUUCUCCCAGGUUGAAAAUCACUCAUUUCAGUAUAAUGCCUCGGAGAAUUCUCCACUUCUGGCUUUUGAAAAUGACGACUGUCACCUGCCCUUGGCUGUGAUAUUCACCUUAGCUCUUGCUUAUGGGGCUGUGAUUAUUCUGGGGGUCUCCGGAAACCUGGCAUUGAUCAUAAUCAUCCUGAAACAGAAAGAGAUGAGAAAUGUCACCAACAUUCUGAUCGUGAACCUCUCCUUCUCAGACUUGCUAGUUGCGGUUAUGUGUCUCCCGUUCACUUUCGUAUACACGCUGAUGGACCACUGGGUCUUCGGGGAGACCAUGUGCAAGCUGAAUCCCUUUGUACAAUGUGUCUCCAUCACAGUAUCCAUUUUCUCGCUGGUUCUCAUUGCUGUGGAGCGGCAUCAGCUAAUCAUCAACCCAAGAGGGUGGAGACCAAACAACAGACACGCUUACAUAGGCAUUACUGUCAUUUGGGUCCUUGCAGUGGCUUCUUCUCUGCCCUUCGUGAUCUAUCAAGUUCUGACCGACGAGCCCUUCCAAAAUGUAUCCCUUGCGGCGUUCAAGGACAAGUAUGUGUGCUUUGACAAAUUCCCGUCAGACUCUCACAGGCUGUCUUACACGACUCUCCUUCUGGUGCUGCAGUAUUUCGGCCCACUCUGCUUCAUAUUCAUAUGCUACUUCAAGAUAUACAUUCGCUUGAAAAGGAGAAACAACAUGAUGGACAAGAUCAGGGACAGUAAGUACCGGUCCAGUGAGACCAAACGAAUCAACAUCAUGCUGCUCUCCAUUGUAGUCGCCUUUGCGGUCUGCUGGCUGCCCCUGACCAUCUUCAACACUGUGUUCGACUGGAACCACCAGAUCAUUGCCACCUGCAACCACAAUCUGCUGUUCCUGCUCUGCCACCUCACGGCCAUGAUCUCCACCUGUGUCAACCCCAUCUUUUAUGGAUUCCUGAACAAAAAUUUCCAGAGGGACUUGCAGUUCUUCUUCAACUUCUGUGACUUCCGGUCUCGAGACGACGACUACGAGACCAUAGCCAUGUCUACCAUGCAUACGGAUGUGUCCAAGACUUCUCUGAAGCAGGCAAGCCCAGUCGCAUUUAAAAAAAUCAGCAUGAACGACAAUGAAAAAGUCUGAAGCCGCUCAGAACAUAAGGUCCCAGACUAUGUCUGUGGAAAAACAAGCACAGCCCGCCGCAUGCUUUCUUUACCUGUGCUCCCAGGAAACGGAAUGAAGCAGGUUUGGAGAGUCCAGGACAUCCUGUGUUGGGUUUUACUGCUUUUAUGAUGGUUGCCAUGAUUACUUAGCAAUCCAGAUUACUUUGUAAUCUAUCUCUGACAACAGUUUUGACUAGACUUCCUGUGUGUGUGUGUGUGUGUGUGUGUGUCUGUCUGUCUGUCUGUC